Molecule: messenger RNA, 3153 nt
Organism: Salvelinus fontinalis (brook trout)
Lineage: Eukaryota; Metazoa; Chordata; Actinopteri; Salmoniformes; Salmonidae
Product: interleukin-10 receptor subunit beta-like
Exons: 8
Coding region: 166-1755 (529 amino acids)
Molecular function (GO): protein binding
Source: RefSeq, a predicted model, not a curated record
AGUUGCGGAAAGCACCCCAAUUGUGGCAGAGGACUGGCUCUUGUUUAACGUUCUGUUGCCAACCAGGCAGAAAUGUGAACAUCUCAUAUCGCUAGAAGAGGAUGGACAUGAGAGCUGCUGCACAGUGGAGUCAAGGUGGAGGAUGUAAGAGUCAGCUUGAUUGACAUGACCACUGAGUGUUGUGGCAAUGGUGUCAUGACUCCAGUGAUAUGGAUGGUCACCUGGUUACUACAGGCACAUUCAGUUAUGUGUGAUCUGCCUGCCCCAGUCAAUGUGACUCUCUCCUCCAGACAUUUUGUCCACCAGCUGAGGUGGGAUCCAGGCCCUGGGUCCCCCAGGGAUGUGUACUACCGCGUGAUGGUUCGCUCUGACAGGGCUGUCCAGUCUUGGGAGGUGGUGGCUGGUUGUGAGCACGUGGAGUCCCCACUGGUGUGUAACCUGACUAAAGCAUUCUCAAGCCACAGUCGCACCUACUACAACCAUGUGUACGCUGUGUCUGGGAACCAAGUCUCACCCCCGGCCAACCAAAGCGGCUUUAAACCCAUCGCUGACACCCUCCUGGAUUCGCCCGUGGUGAGUGUUAAGGCCUGUGGCAGCACUCUGUGUGUGGACCUGAGGCCUCCUGUGGACGGCCUGUGGGAUGUCUACAACAUGUUCCGCUACAGUUUAAGCAUCAGCAGCAGCAGACAUGGAGCUAAGUACUCUGAGAACAUAAAUUCUCUGAAAGAAAAGAUUCUAGAGAACCUGGCUCCAGGCAGAGAGUACUGUGUCUCCGUCAGAAUAAUAGAUAGCGAGGAGAGACGCAACAAGAACUCAUCCUACAGCCAACCACACUGUGCCGUAACUGCUGCCAACUACAACGCAGACACAGAGAUCUCAGUGGUUUUGUGUUUGCUCGUGUUGUCUGGGCUGUUUACUACUACCCUAUUGUUCCGCACUGGAUUCAUCUGUCUGAGACAACACCUUCCAGAAGUACUGAGCUCAAUACAACACCGCGAGGAGAACCUACAUCCAGCACCCUAUGAUGAGGAACCAUUUCCCUUAGUGCAUCUAGUGCCACCAUCGCCCCCCUCAGGAAGCACUGGGAAGGACAGUGAGAGUGAGGAAGAAAGUGAGGCAGAGACAGAGCGAAGCAGUGGGGGAGGACAAGGAUACAAGACACGAGGGAUCACUGCUGGUCUGACCUCUCGUAACCCCCUCUCUUCCUCUAGAACAGAGAUGUUCCUACACCCCUAUCUAAGCACCCUCUCUCCGGCAUAUCCCACUGCCACAUCCACAGACACUCAGACCACCGCUGAGACACAGCCCAAGCGCCCUCACUUUCCUCUCUUCAUAACCAGCGACCAACAGCCUGAAUCUCUGCUCAGACCUGACGGCCUCUCAAUGUCCCUAUCAAACAACCAUCCACUGCCUAGACCCUUACAAACCAGUCAGCUUACAGAGCCAGCUCAAUGUGCCUCACGGGGACAGGACUUGAGCUUGAGUCUCUCCUCAGAGAGAGACACAGGGAAUGCAGAGGGAUUACAUCCGGAGGAGGAGGAGAGCUGCCUGGAUAUCAACCUGCUGUCUGUAACCCUAGGUAGUAGACAUGAGGAGACGAAGAGGCAGAGAGAGAUGGUGGAACCAGAACACCUCUCUCUGGGGGAGCCCCCUGAGCCCACCACUCCCUUCCUGCCCACAGAGCCUGCCAUAACACAGACGUACACAGCUACGUCUGAGGAAGAUGAGGAGUAUUCUGGUUACAUGAGGCGAUGAGAGAAGUAAUUGCUUGCACAAUUAACCAACUAUCCAUUCCAUUUUUUUUGCCAGGAGUUUUUUUUAUUUGUUAAUGAAACCCCAUAUGGUGCUGACUAGUGGACAUUGUGUACUCUUCUGGCAUAAAUACCACAGUCUUCCCAAGGUAGCCUGAAGUGGCUUCCUUGUCCUUCAUUUUUGUUAUUAACCUUUAUUUAACUAGGCAAGUCGGUUAAGAACAAAUUCUUAUUUACAAUGACCGUCUACCGGGGAACAGUGGGUUAACUGCCUUGUUCAGGGGCAGAACGACAGAUUUUUACCUUGUCAGCUCGGGGAUUCGAUCCAGCAACCUUUUGGUUACUAGUCCAACGCUCGAACCACUAGGCUACCUGCCGCCCCUUUAUCUGCAUUAGGUGAAAAUAACUUUAUCUCUCCACUAUAUUGCUUUGACUUUUCUUGUAUUUUCAGACCAGUUCAAAUUUAAAAGAGAAGAGCCAAUGUAUUUGCCUGACUGCCCAGACUGCUUGCUCCGGCCAUAUGCUACGCCACGCCCACGGACAUUCGUUAUUUUCUCCGCAAUGAGUCUGGAUCCGAGUACCUCCCCGAUGAUUUCUAGAAUGUAAACACACUCUAGCCGUUCUGAUUGGUCCCAGAAACUGAUGGAUUGGACCAGAGCCAGAACACACAUGGAUAAAGCUGCAUUUAGAAAAUGUGUCAUUGGGUUUCAUACUCUGAUUGGUUAGAGAUGAUCCAAUCGCUGAUGACUUUGUUUUGUACAACUCCCCUCAUUUUGAUGUCAGUUUCAGACUGAAGUAUGUAGCGAACGACAGAACAGCGGAAGUAUUUAGUUUGAGUCCUCGGCCAACCAAUAGUAUUGAAUAUGGACUAUACUAAAUUAUUGCAGUUUUUAAAGUAUUUAGAAUGAUGUUUUUUUUACAUCAUUAAAUUGUUAAAGUACAAAUUACCUCAGCGGGGUUCUCAAGUUGCUAACUUGAACGUGAGAGCCAUUAUCAAAAGUUACAUUUGGUUUACAAGUACUUUGGAGUUAUACUGUAUUAUCGAUGUUCACAGACGGCAUUAGCCAGUAGUACUAAUGCCAACGGGCAAACGUCAAGGGCAUCACUGAACAAGCUAUACAACACAGUAUUCUGUACUUAUUCACAAGUUUAAGGUCAACAUACUUUUUAGUGUUUAUGCGAUCAUCGUAGUAGUACUUGCUUUUUGCUAUACUGUAAGAAACACUUUUACAUAUUCAGGAAAAAGUAAUCAUUUUGAAGUGUGUAUUAUACAAAUUUUGCAAUCAACGUUUAUCGGUAAAAUAAAUGUAAUAUUUGUCAACGCCAAUUUUUUUUCUGGGUCUUAGACUUUUUUUAUCCUUAUUAAUUUUGUAUGUAAUAAAAUAUUUUUCUACCAUCUUAA